This is a messenger RNA of Aricia agestis (brown argus), 1142 nucleotides long. RefSeq lists its product as uncharacterized. Gene Ontology annotation, cellular component: egg chorion. The record is from RefSeq and is a predicted model, not a curated record. The coding region runs from base 4 to 1092 and encodes 362 amino acids. Gene Ontology annotation, molecular function: structural constituent of egg chorion. Gene Ontology annotation, biological process: chorion-containing eggshell formation; multicellular organism development. Lineage: Eukaryota; Metazoa; Arthropoda; Insecta; Lepidoptera; Lycaenidae. The transcript is spliced from 4 exons.
UAUAUGCGUUUCUGUGGUAAUCGAUUCACUUACUUUUCGUACAACCAAACAAACAUGUCGUCCUUCGCUUUCCUUUGCCUUUGCGCUCAACUUCUUCUGGUUCAGAACGUAUACAGCCAGUGCGUGGGCGGCGGGGCGGCAGGCUACGGCCUGGGGCCCGGCUUCGGCCCCGGGCUGGGCGCGUACGGCGCGGCGGUGGCCCCCGGGCUGGGGCUGGCGGGUCCCGGGCUGGCGCUGGCGGGCCCCGGGCUGGAGUACGCGGCGGCGUACGGCGGCGCCGGCGUGGGCGACGUGGCGGUGGCCGGCGAGAUGCCGGUGGCGGGUACCACGCUCGUGGCCGGCCAGGUGCCCAUCCUUGGCGCCGUGCGCUUCGCCGGGGACCUGCCCGCCGCCGGCGUCGUCACCAUCACCGGCAGCUGCGCCUGCGGCUGCGGCGCCCCAGGACCUUACUACUAUUACAUUUUCGAAAGCAUUCGAACACUUAUUCUUGAGAGCAUCACAAAUAAACAUAAAAUACUAAAUAUGUUUGCCAAAAUCAUAUUGUUUUGUUUUGCGCAAGCUUUACUUGUUCAGAAUUUAAGCGCACAAUGCAUUGGAGCAUAUGAAGCUAUAGGAGCUCCUUGGGCGGGCGCAUACGCUGCGGGACCCUGGGUCGCCUCACCGGCUGCCGUGGAGUACUCCAGCUUCGCUCCCCUCAACCUGGCGGCGUCCAGUGGAGGAGGCUUGGCCGUAUCCAGCGCCUCCCCCAUCGCCCCAACCGGCGUCUUCGUGAAAUCCGAGAACGCGUACGACGGAGCUGUGCUCGUGUCCGGACAGCUGCCGUUCCUCAGCACUGUUGCUCUCGAGGGACCCUUGCCUUCUGUCGGCGCGGGAGCGAUCGCGUACGGAUGCGGCAAUGGAAACAUUGCUAUACUCAGCGAGGACAUCGCUCCGGUCGGUUACGGACCCUCGGCCGGUCCUUUCGGAUACGGUCCUAGUAUUGCCGGUCCUGUCGGUCUCGCCGGUCCCCUGAGUUCCGGCCUCGGCUACGGCGCCGGUCCCAUCAGCUACGGCGGCUGGGGCGCCGGCUGCGGCUGCGGCGCUUUGUUUUAAAAGCACUGCUAUAGAUAUAAUAAAGGAUAGAUUAAAAUAAAUAUACUAUU